AUGCACCUGGUAACCGAGCAGGAUGGGGGAGAGCUACAGGGGCCCCCAAUCGGCCGCUGGAUGGCCCCACUGCCCGUUUUACAGCAGUUUAACCACAGGGACCUGCAAAUCCAGGAGUUUACAGACGUGAACGAUGGAGAGAAGGAGGUGAUGAAGCUAUGGAACCUUCACGUUAUGAAGUAUGGCUACAUAGCAGAUAACCAGAUGAACGGAGCCUGUCUGGCGUUUGUGGAAGGUUGCGGUGCGUACAUUGCCAGGAAGAACCUCUGUAGGAACUUCCUGUUACACCUGGUCAGCAUGCAUGACUUUAAACUGGUUACCACGACAACCAUCAACCAGGCCAUGACACGCCUCCGACACAUCCAGCAGACCCAGCGGCAGGAAGGAGGAGAGGGGGAUGGAGGAGAGGAGUGGGUGACAGCGCUGGGGUCUCCGUCUGAGCUGCAACCCGACUAUGCCACAUGUAAUGAUGACCACACGGAUGGUAAGAGUAACCAUGGUAAUGGCCGCACGAAUGGAAACGGCGAUGGUGAUGAAGCUGGUAGUUCUGUUGCUGUGGAAACAUCCAGGCCGAGCAAGAGGCAUAAGUUCUGAGGUACCCUCCUCCGGCCCUCUCCUGGAGGAGGGAUAAGUAUCUAAAAUGAUGCCCGGUGAUUGGCUGUGAAAGAGGGUGUGGUGGUGGUGAUUGGAGGGAAUAAGAGAGACUCAUGAUGACAUCAUUCCAAAC
Messenger RNA from Salvelinus namaycush (lake trout), 727 nucleotides. Its product is annotated as polycomb protein SUZ12-like. Bases 1 to 594 code for a protein of 197 amino acids. Gene Ontology annotation, molecular function: chromatin DNA binding. The record is from RefSeq and is a predicted model, not a curated record. The transcript has 3 exons. NCBI's taxonomy places the organism in Eukaryota, Metazoa, Chordata, Actinopteri, Salmoniformes, Salmonidae. Gene Ontology annotation, cellular component: nucleus; ESC/E(Z) complex.